Messenger RNA from Aspergillus chevalieri, 1479 nucleotides. RefSeq names its product putative GABA permease. Gene Ontology annotation, biological process: transmembrane transport. Gene Ontology annotation, molecular function: transmembrane transporter activity. Gene Ontology annotation, cellular component: membrane. The record is from RefSeq and is a predicted model, not a curated record. The coding region runs from base 1 to 1479 and encodes 492 amino acids. The transcript is spliced from 3 exons. Lineage: Eukaryota; Fungi; Ascomycota; Eurotiomycetes; Eurotiales; Aspergillaceae.
AUGCUAAGUAUUCUCGGGCUGUCAUUCGCAAUUAUGGCCGCUCCCUUUGGUCUCAGCACCACCCUCACCAUCACCUUAACAGACGGCCAAGCCGUCUCCGUGAUCUGGGGUUGGGUACUAGUCACUCUCAUCUCCACCGGAAUCGCAGCAUCCCUCGCUGAAAUCUGCGCCGUGUACCCAACCGCCGGCGGCGUAUAUUACUGGAGCGCGAUGCUCUCAACCAGCGAAUGGGCGCCCAUAAUGUCCUUUAUUGACGGGUGGUUAACACUAGUUGGCAACUGGACGGUCACACUGAGUAUUAACUUCAGUGGAGCGCAAUUGAUUCUCUCGGCAAUUAGCCUGUGGAGGGAGGACUUUGUAGCUAGUGCAUGGUUGACGGUCGUCGUGUUCUGGGGGGUUAUGGCGUUUUCUGUGCUGGUGAAUGUGUUUGGGAAGAAGUAUUUGGAUCUGUUCAAUAAGGUGUGUAUCUUUUGGACAGCGGCGAGUGUCAUUGUUAUUAUGGUGACGGUGUUGGUGAUGGCGGGUGACGAGGGGAGGAGGGAUGCGAAGUGGGUUUUUGGGCAUUAUGAUGCUUCAAAGAGUGGGUGGCCUUCCGGAUGGGCAUUCUUCGUCGGCCUCCUACAAGCCGCAUACACCCUUACAGGCUAUGGAAUGGUAGCAUCCAUGUGCGAAGAAGUACAGAACCCUCAUCGCGAAGUCCCCAAAGCCAUCGUCCUCUCCGUUGUUGCAGCCGGCAUCACCGGCGUCGCCUACCUAGUGCCCCUUCUCUUCGUCCUCCCUUCAAUCCAGCGCCUCCUCGAGGAACCCAGCGGCCAGCCCGUCGGUCUCAUAUUCAAGCUUGUUACGGGGUCCCCAGGCGGAGGAUUUGGUCUUCUGUUCCUGUUGCUGGGGGUUCUGCUGUUCGCCGGAACAGGUGCCCUGACAGCUGCAAGUCGCUGCACCUACGCCUUCGCGCGCGACGGUGCAAUCCCAGGCUUCCGUCUCUGGCGCCGCGUCAACCCCAAGCUCGACGUCCCCAUUUAUGCCAUCCUCCUCUCUGCAGCUGUCGACUGUCUCCUCGGCCUAAUCUACUUCGGCUCCGACGCAGCCUUCAACUCGUUCACGGGCGUCGCGACGAUCUGCCUUUCAACCUCCUAUGGCCUUCCGAUCCUUAUCUCCAUGAUCCGUGGCCGGCAAGCAGUGAAGCACUCGGGCUUCUCGCUGGGGCGGUUCGGAUAUGCAAUCAAUGCGAUCACGGUGUGUUGGAUUGUGCUUGCGGUUGUGCUGUUUUGUAUGCCUGUUUCACUGCCCGUGAAUGCUGGGAGCAUGAACUAUGCGAGUGUUGUUUUUGCGGGUUUCGCGGCGAUUAGUGUGGUGUGGUACUUCGCAUACGCGAGGAAACAUUUUACGGGGCCGCCGGUGGGUGAGGAGGAGUCGGGGGUUAUGACGGGUAAGGCGGUGGAUAAUAUAGAAGCUGAGCCAGAGAAGCAGAAGGGUUGA